AUGUUGAGUCACACUGCCUCGCCCAACCAAGGCGGUGCUAGUCUGGCCAACACUACGAACUCUGGCUCCCUAGCAAGUGCACAUCAUAGGCCAACUAGCCCAAUCCGUGCCCAGCUUCUCAGUGGGGCCAGUGUGCCUUGGUCUCCUCCGCCUAUGAUAGGUAUUGGUAGACUUGGAAGGCCUCCGCCCUACACCCCCCCUGCUCGAUCAGUCAGGUCAGCAACGAUGGAUGCCAACAUACAUCAACAUCAAAUUGGCCGCUUGGCUACACCAUACAUGAGUUCAUCGGGUGUCUCAAACACCGAAGAACUUCCUUGGUCACACCCAACCAACACUCGCCUUGGUUGUACAAUGGAGAUGACACCAGGAGCGGUGUGGGCACCUGUUGGACGCACCCAUUUGUCCCGCGACGGGCCGUCUCCCUUAUACACACAUGGCAUCUCACAUCCAAACUGGCAAUCAGGAGCCAACUAUGGUAGUAUCGUGGACUGGAGAAGUACACGAGUUAUCACUGAUGACACUUCUGCACUCAGCUUUAACAAUGUCUGCCGUGCUGCCCGAUCACUCAACUACCUUGACCACUAA
Molecule: messenger RNA, 585 nt
Organism: Melampsora larici-populina 98AG31
Lineage: Eukaryota; Fungi; Basidiomycota; Pucciniomycetes; Pucciniales; Melampsoraceae
Exons: 4
Coding region: 1-585 (194 amino acids)
Source: RefSeq, a predicted model, not a curated record